Molecule: messenger RNA, 1725 nt
Organism: Mycena indigotica
Lineage: Eukaryota; Fungi; Basidiomycota; Agaricomycetes; Agaricales; Mycenaceae
Exons: 7
Coding region: 1-1725 (574 amino acids)
Biological process (GO): fatty acid catabolic process
Molecular function (GO): amidase activity; fatty acid amide hydrolase activity
Source: RefSeq, a predicted model, not a curated record
AUGCCGGACUUCAAGGCUCUCACCGCCCCGAAGCUCGCUGCCCGCUCUAAAGCCAUUUCUCUCGCGCCCGCUGCUUCCGCCUCCCAUGCUCCAUACUUAAAGGUGAGCGCGAUAGAGAUUGUGCGGCGCAUUGGUGCAGGCGAGUGGACGGCCUCGCAGGUGGUGGAAGCGUAUAUCGCACGGGCGGCGGUGGCACAGGGGGCCACAAAUUGCGCCACAGAGAUUCUCUUCGAGGAUGCGGUGGCGGAGGCUAAAGCGCUUGAUGAUGAGUUUGCGAAAACGGGGAAGCUGAGGGGUGUGCUGCAUGGUGUGCCGAUGAGCAUGAAGGACCAAUUCGAUAUCAGGGGGUACGACUCUUCGAUGGGGUACAGCAAGCUGCUCAAUAAGCCUGCCGCGACCGAUUCCGACGUUACCGCUGUCCUACGCGCUGCGGGUGCCAUCCCAAUAAUCAAAACGAACGUCCCACAAACACUGUUCACGCUCGAAUGCGGGAACCCCGUCUGGGGCGCGACCAACAACCCUUACCACGCAUUCUACUCUUCCGGCGGGUCAUCCGGCGGCGAGGCUGCGCUGCUGGCCAUGGAUGGCUCAGCAUUUGGUGUCGGGUCUGACAUUGGCGGCUCGCUCCGAGUACCGACCGCCUCCUGCGGGACAUACUCAUUGAAGCCGUCGAUGCAGCGCGUGUCAUAUGUUGGCGCGGUUGACCCGUGCCCCGGCCUCGACGGCAUUAUCUCGGUGGCUGGCCCAAUGGCGCGCACCGUCGAGGACCUCGAGGUAUUCGCGAAACUGCUCUUGGGUGUCCCGGGCCGCAGCCAUCUCGUCGCGCCGAUCCCUUAUCGGGAGCCUAAGUUGCCGGAGAGGUUGCGAUUCGGCUACUAUACGGACUACUACGUUAAAGCGAGCCCGGCGACGAAACGCGCGGUCCAAGAGACUGUGGCGGCACUGAGGAAGCAGGGGCAUGAGUGCGUUGAGAUUGAGAUUCCCACGCCGGAGACGGCUCUGAACAUCUACUUCGCACUAUGCGGUGGCGACGGGUACCGCACGCUGUUCGCCGGACCGGGGAGCGACCCCAUCGACGACGCGAUGAAGCCAAUUGCGUCCAUGCCACGGCUGCCGAUGUUCAUCCGUAACAUGAUCGUCUGGGCCGCAAACAACGUGUUCAAGGACCCGCAGCUCGGCCGCCUCCUCAAGGCGAACGGCGAGAAGUCUGUCGAGGAGCUGUUCAAGUGGACUGCCAUCCGGGACGACUACGUGACAAAGUUCUACGCUGAGAUCUGGAACAAACACAACUUGGACGGCAUCAUCGCGCCGAUGCUUGCGACACCGCACAUCCCGCUCGGCUCAUGGGCCGGCGUCUUCCAAAUAGUCUCGGCCACGGCGCUGUACAACGUCGUGAACUCGCCCGUCGGCGUACUCCCCGUCACGCGCAUCGACCCCGCGCUCGAUGCCCUCACGCCAGAGUGGACGUCUCCCCCCAAAGACAUGCCCCUGACAACGGUGUACAAGGCGCUCUACCUCGGCGGGUCCCCGCUCGCGCCGGCGCACCACGCGAAAAGCCCCGCGUACAAUGCGGAGAAGAUGGCCGGCAUGCCCGUCGCGGUGCAGGUCGUCGGCCGGAAGUGGGAGGACGAGAAGGUGCUCGCGAUGAUGAAGGUCGUGGACGGCGCGCUCGGCCCGCGCGGCUUCGGCCCGGGGAGCUUCAGUGCGGAGACCAAGGCCGCGUAA